UGCGCGGACAGACGUGCCGGGAGCGCCGCGCUGCACCGCCCGCCUGCAGCCCAGCCGCGCCCGCCGCCCGCCCGCCAUGGUGUCAUGGAUCAUCUCCAGGCUGGUGGUGCUUAUAUUUGGCACCCUGUAUCCUGCGUAUUAUUCCUACAAGGCUGUCAAAUCGAAGGACAUUAAAGAAUAUGUCAAAUGGAUGAUGUACUGGAUUAUAUUUGCACUGUUCACCACUGCAGAGACAUUCACAGACAUCUUCCUUUGCUGGUUUCCUUUCUAUUAUGAACUAAAAAUAGCCUUUGUGGCCUGGCUGCUGUCUCCCUAUACAAAAGGAUCCAGCCUCCUGUACAGGAAGUUUGUGCAUCCUACGCUGUCUUCAAAAGAAAAGGAAAUCGAUGAUUGCCUGGUCCAAGCAAAAGAUCGAAGCUAUGAUGCUCUUGUGCACUUCGGGAAGCGAGGCUUGAACGUGGCGGCCACAGCGGCUGUGAUGGCUGCUUCCAAGGUGACUCGACUCUUUCAUUUUGUCUCCUCUUUGGACCUCAGAGAAGGGCAGGGACAGGGUGCCUUAUCGGAGAGACUGCGGAGCUUCAGCAUGCAGGACCUCACCACCAUCAGGGGAGACGGUGCCCCUGCUCCCUCGGGCCCCCCACCCCCAGGGCCUGGGCGGGCCAGCGGCAAACAUGGCCAGCCUAAGAUGUCCCGGAGUGCUUCUGAGAGUGCUGGCAGCUCAGUGUGUACCUGCUGCUCUACCUGCAGGACCCGGAAAGUGGUUGAGGGAGAUGUCAAUGAGGGUGGUGUGAAGGCGUGGGAACCCCACCAGGUCCAAAACCCACUGGCGUUUUCUGACGAGGAGGAGGAAGAUCUGCUGGAGUUCAUGUACAAGUAUAAGGCACCGAAAAAGACGGAAUUGCCCCUGGAGGUUGGCGGUGGACGCUUUCUUGUGGCAAGGCUGCCACCCAAGGACCCUGUGCACCGCCUAGAACCCUUCGAUCUCGCUUCAGGAAGAAAAGUACCUCAUCCUCGGCCACUGAAACCACGUGAGUGAGUGAGAUGAGCCAACAACACUGGAUCCAGAAUGUUUCUUCUCUGCCUUAAAGAGCUAGUCAUUAAUACCACAGAAAUCCACAGGCUGGGUGUGCUUUGAGUGUAUAGCCUCACAGACACGGCCUUUAUUCGCUCCCCUCUUCCACCUUUAAGAAAUUUGUUUUUUCUUCUUUUUCUCUUUCUCUUUCUUUCCUUAAAAUUUUGCUGGGGAGAGUCUAAAGGGCGAGGUCAGGGGUGAGCCUUUAAGUCUCCUGAGGUUAGCCAUUUCCCACAAUUGGAUUUGUCUUUACAGACGGCAGUGUUUUUAGAAAUGCAAGCGACAUCGCCCCUAUGCUGCUGAGAUGUACAUUUGUAAUUUAUUUGUUGCAUAUUUAGUUUUUAGUUCUGUAAAUGCAAAUGAAACCCAUUUUUUAAACCUUUUUUUUUGUUCUUGGUACUAAUAUUUUGGACUACGAUGUACAGAUUUAUGGCUUUUAGCUUAAUAUAAUGAACUCAUAUAAUGCUUCCAGUGGUUCUGAUAAGUGAGAUAACUGAAAAAAAUAAGAAAUGUAAACAAAUACUUUUGAUUCUGGAUGAUGGCUCCCAUGUGCUUAUAAAGGUCCCAAAUCCAGUUUCAGUAGAGCCCCUUUUCCUUCUUCAGAUGCCGUGGAGUCAACAGAGGGAGGUCAGGAGACUAGACACUGCAUCUUAGCUCUUAGCCACAGGCCUGAGUGUUGAUGGGAGGCCCAGGAUAAGGGAAGUCAGGGAGCUCAUCUCUUCCUUGGAGUCAGGAUUGAGGGUUUCCAAGCCCUUUCAGGGGGCACUCCUGGCAAAAUGUGUUGGGCUUGGGGGCUCACAGAAAGAAACACUUUCUUCAUAGUGAUCAGUGCUGCAACUUAUUUCCCCGGGUAGAACCUAAAAUCUGAGCACCUUGUUUUUAGAAAACACUAAGCAAGAACAAAGCUGGAACUAUGCCUUGUCUCAGAUAGUGCUAAUACAUGUGUGUGUAACAACCAGAACAGCACGUUCUGGAAGGCAGCGAGGGCACCCAGUCCUCUUCCUUGCCUGUGUGGAAUGUGAGUGAACUUAGGCUUGUGGGCACUCUAGGAUUCUAGGUAUUUUCUACACACCAGGACUGCUUAGUAGGAGAAUGAAACAUAUUAAGAAUUUUGGGAAGAAUCUGGUUUAGAUGACAUUGUGAUCUGAGGUAGCUGCCCUGCCUUCUGGGAGCUGAGCCAAAAUGUAGGGCUAGUAUAUUUGUGCUUAAGAGUUGAUGUUUUCUUUCAGUGUAAUGCAUGCAAUGGUCACAACCCAGUUACUGGUAUUUGGAUUGUGUCUGUUCAUAGAUAUGCCCUGAGGAUUAGAGUAGUGUUAUAUGCCACAUAGAGCUAUCAACUGACUACAAACAGGCCCAGUUCAAACCUGCUCCAUUAUUUAGCUGCAAAAACAUGCAUCAGUGGCUUUUGCUCAUGAUGCAUUAGCUGGAUCUUAGCCACUUCACAAAGGGUUUAGUUGCUGCGUAAUUUACAAAAGGGUUUAAGAAUGGAAGCCUAAAAGCAAAUUUGUGGCUGAGGGCAGAGGCUCUCUGCUCAACUGUAUGUGUCCCGCACCUGUCAAUAUUGAACCUUUUAAGAAAGAAAAUCUGUUUUCUUCAAGUUCACCCAAUAGCUCCAGACAGGGAAAUUCCUCUUUACCAUGUAUUUGCUCUCUUAGUUGGGAGUACUCCUAAUUAUCAGAAACCAAUGUGGGUGGGAGGUGGGGAGAAGCUUAAGUUUAAGCAGCUUUUUAGCAAAAAAAAAAAAAAAAAUUUUUUUUUGCCAAACUAAUGCCUUCUAGCAGUAGUUUAAAAUCCUAUUAUAUUUUCAUCAUUUUACAAUGGAAAAUUCAAACAAGGCCAGGCUAUCAAAUUUGCACUCAACUAUGCCAAAAACAGUUUGACGACACUCUACUCUCAGAUGCUGUAUUAAUUCUCAUUCAAGAUUUUAAAAAUACAAAGGUAUCCAAGCUGUUGUCUUAAUGUAAAUGUAUCUAUUUUUCCUUCAAGUGUUGAUUAGGAAAUAGGUGUUUCUCAAAGAUACACUGUACAAGUGAGAGCAGCUGUCAAUUCUUUCUGGCAACAUGUGUUUACUUAUCUGACAAGCUGUAUAUUUGUGUAAGGACUUACAUAAAAUGUGAAUGCCUAUCUGUGUACACUUAGUGCGUGGUAUUCUGUCUAGAGGAGAAAAACCAAUGUUUUUGUGGAUUCACAGGCACAGGCUGUUUACAAAAUGCUAGUUUAAAAGUCUGUCAUUUUUCCUACGUCAUAAUUUUUUAGUUCCUUGCCAUUGAGCAACCUGUUCCAUUUCUGAGGCGGUGAGAUGUGGUCUUAUGCUUAUCAACUGGAGAGUUGAGUCAUAAUCCCUCCUGGCUUUGUGUGAAUAGCUUGCUCAUUUAGCUGGCCUUCAAAAAUGUGUGUCCCCUGUGGUAAACUGUCCAUGUGUUUGUGCUUAGCAGUGCUGUUCACCAUGGCCAUUGGUAAGCCUUUCCAGUUCACCUUACACAGUAUUUGAAAUGGCGAGGGAAGUGCUUUGUUAUCUUCAUAGCAUAUACUCUGGAUUGUGACUGUGCACACUUCCUCUAGUUUAUUUCUGACUCUCCAUAGAAGGAUCUAGAAUUAAAUAGUAGACUGGACUGUGUACUAAAAGGAUGUAAAAUUACAGUAUUGCAAAGGCUGAAGUUCUGCUGUUUUGUUAUAAUGCCUGAUAUACAUCUUGAAUAAAGUCUUAAACAUUUUUCCUUAAAAAAA
Molecule: messenger RNA, 3799 nt
Organism: Perognathus longimembris pacificus (Pacific pocket mouse)
Lineage: Eukaryota; Metazoa; Chordata; Mammalia; Rodentia; Heteromyidae
Gene: Reep1
Product: receptor accessory protein 1
Exons: 11
Coding region: 77-1036 (319 amino acids)
Biological process (GO): endoplasmic reticulum tubular network organization
Cellular component (GO): cytoplasmic microtubule; endoplasmic reticulum tubular network; endoplasmic reticulum membrane
Molecular function (GO): microtubule binding
Source: RefSeq, a predicted model, not a curated record